Messenger RNA from Nycticebus coucang (slow loris), 960 nucleotides. RefSeq names its product olfactory receptor 13C7-like. The record is from RefSeq and is a predicted model, not a curated record. Gene Ontology annotation, molecular function: olfactory receptor activity; G protein-coupled receptor activity. Gene Ontology annotation, cellular component: membrane. The transcript has a single exon. Bases 1 to 960 code for a protein of 319 amino acids. Gene Ontology annotation, biological process: G protein-coupled receptor signaling pathway. Lineage: Eukaryota; Metazoa; Chordata; Mammalia; Primates; Lorisidae.
AUGGACAGAUCCAAUGAGACCUCCCCUGUGAUGGGCUUCAUUCUCCUGGGCCUCUCUGCCCACCCAAAGCUGGAGAAAAUAUUCUUUGUGCUCAUCCUGUCGAUGUACUUGGUGAUCCUGCUGGGCAAUGGGGUCCUCAUCCUGGUGACCAUCCUGGACUCGCGCCUACACACACCCAUGUACUUCUUCCUGGGGAACCUCUCCUUCCUGGACAUCUGCUACACAAGCUCCUCGGUCCCCCUCAUCCUUGACAGCUUCCUGACCCCCAGGAAAAUCAUCUCCUUCUCAGCCUGUGCUGUGCAGAUGUUUCUCUCCUUUGCCAUGGGGGCCACAGAGUGUGUGCUCCUGAGCAUGAUGGCGUUUGAUCGCUAUGUGGCUAUCUGCAACCCCCUUAGGUACCCUGUGGUCAUGAGCAAGCCUGCUUAUGUGUCCAUGGCUGCUAGCUCCUGGGCAGCUGGUAUCACCAACUCUGUAGUACAGACAUCCCAGGCAAUGCAGCUGCCCUUCUGUGGGGACAAUGUCAUCAACCACUUCACCUGUGAGAUCCUGGCUGUCCUAAAGUUGGCCUGUGCUGACAUCUCCGUCAAUGUAAUCAGCAUGGGGGUGUCCAAUGUGAUUUUCCUGGGGGCCCCAGUCUUAUUUAUCUCUUUCUCCUAUGUGUUCAUCAUUGCCACCAUCCUGAGGAUCCCCUCAGCUGAGGGGAGGAAAAAGGCCUUCUCCACCUGCUCUGCCCACCUCACAGUCGUGGUCGUCUUCUACGGGACCAUCCUCUUCAUGUACGGGAGGCCCAAGUCUAAGGACCCGCUAGGGGCUGACAAGCAGGACCUUGUAGACAAGCUCAUCUCCCUCUUCUAUGGGGUGGUGACCCCCAUGCUGAACCCCAUCAUCUACAGCCUGAGGAACAAGGACGUGAAGGCCGCUGUGAGGAACCUGGUAUUUCAAAAACACCAAACUGAGUGA